This is a messenger RNA of Penaeus monodon (black tiger shrimp), 1751 nucleotides long. RefSeq lists its product as uncharacterized. Lineage: Eukaryota; Metazoa; Arthropoda; Malacostraca; Decapoda; Penaeidae. The record is from RefSeq and is a predicted model, not a curated record.
CCUGAAGGAUCCAAUACUCCACCCAUACCCAUUCCAGCCCGGAAACCUCGAUAUCCAGACUCAGCAGCUCAGCCAGCUUUUAUACCAAGCCGAUCCACAAAGCCCUCCCAUCCAGAUAGUUUCCAAUUCCCCAAACCUAGUUUGAGUCCAACACAUGACGUUGGGAGAAAUAUGUACGAUGUUGGGGGAGCCGUACCAAAAACUUCAAGGAUUCAACCCCAAGUAAGUCCUCAACUCCAGGAAAAUCUCCACGACUUAUACAGAAAAGCACUGCAUCUGUUGAUCUUGCUAACACUAGUCUUGACCAGUUGGCAGCCAGCUUAGACAUGCCAGUGGAACAGUUAGCCAGGAUGACUGUAGUAGAGUUAGCUGCUUGCUUAGCCCAGCUGCAGCUGAGACAGGGAGGUGAUCUUGAAAACCAGGCCAAGGAAGAUAUCCAGACACAUGGAAUGUCUUCUGGAGAGCAGUCUGGUAGAAGAUCUAGAGCUUCAAGUAGAGAUCACAGUAGAGACCGAUUUGCUUUUGAUGAGGAUGAAAUGUUUGCAAAAUUUGAUGCGCAGUUUCCAAAGAGCCCAGUGGAGCCCCCAGAAUUUGGUGUUACAAGUAAUCAGCAGUCAACACAUGCUGUUGGAGCACCAGUCAGUGAAGACAGAUAUGCUGUAUUCAGAGAACUUUCAACAACAGUGAACAAACAAAAGUCAGUUUUUGAUGAAAACUUUUUGACACCACAGAAUUCCAUGGAUGAAGAAGUUUCAGAAGUUUCAUCUGGCACUUUCAAAGCAAACUUUGAGAGUGAUCUCAGGAAAGAUUCCCUUGAUCGAAAAUCAUCUCUCAGUGAUGACGGUGAAAUUGGUGAGCUGGAGAAGGACAAAGAGUGGCAUCCACCAAACCAUGAUCUCGAAUGUGUGACAGUUUUUAGAAGCCCUGAGAUUAGUGAGUAUGACAACUUCGAACCCACUUUUGAUGCCAAGUUCGACGAUGAUUUCUCGGCUGCUACCUUGAGUGAGAAGAGCAUUACACCUGUCAAUUCUCCUACCCCACAGAGAUAUACAAGUCCACGACCACAGAGGAAGCAGAUAGAGGCACACAAGUCACCUUUUACAGAUGAUUUUAGUUCUGUUAGUAUUUCCUCCAAACAAACUUCUGGACGCCAGGAGAGAACGGAGUCAGAAACCUCAUUUGCCAGUUUUGAUGAUAAUUUUGUGCCUCCUGCAGAAGGAGAUAAAUACUCAAACUACCAAGACUUUACUGGCAGUGGAAGAGUAUCAAGGCAAGACUCACAGAGAAAGUCACCAUUUGUAGAUAAUUUCAUUGACUCCAAAGGAAAAGAUCAGAUUGAAGAUAGUGGAUUCACCUCAGGCUUUGGAGAUAGCACAGACACCUUCGAUGAUCCUUUUACCAGUGUGGAGCCAAAAUCAAGGAGUGCAUCCAGAGGAAGUUCGGAGAUGAUGAAAGUUUCUAUUGAAAGAGAAACAACUCUCCAGCCACCAGUUGACACAACAGUUACCAAAAGAAAAAGUCCAUUUGAUGAUGACUUUACUAAUCGCGGUGAUCGUUACGAGGUGUUAAAGGAGGUUGAAAGCGAAAGAGAACCGUCUCUGGAAGGGGAGGUGAGUCGGUUAACAAGACAGGGAGAUGCAAGGGGAUCUCCCUUUGAGGACUCCUGGCAUGGAUCUCAGAGAAAUACGCCUUUUGAUGAUCAAAAGUCCAUUGGUUCACUACAUUCCAUUCAUGAAGAACAUCGAAACAUU